This is a messenger RNA of Phyllostomus discolor (pale spear-nosed bat), 3373 nucleotides long. RefSeq names its product pygopus family PHD finger 1 (gene PYGO1). The coding region runs from base 635 to 1894 and encodes 419 amino acids. The record is from RefSeq and is a predicted model, not a curated record. Lineage: Eukaryota; Metazoa; Chordata; Mammalia; Chiroptera; Phyllostomidae. The transcript is spliced from 3 exons.
GAGGCGUUGGUGGCGGCGGCGGCGGGAGGCGCGGUGGGACCAGGCGGCGGCCCCCGCCCCAAGAAGUCCGUCCCCGCGAGGCGCUGGGGAGCCCAGGGAGGGGAAGCCGCCAGGCUGCGCCACGUCUGUCGCCCGCCCUAGAGCGGGUUUUGCAGGCGGCUCCACGCUGGGGGCUUUUGUGUCUGUGACUCGGGAGCGGUGAGAGCGCAGACCUCCUCCUCAGAGGGCGCUGUGAGUGCGCCGCCAGGGCCGGGCCGCCCGCUCCUGCCUCCCCUGUCAGCGGCUCCUCAGGCGGCGGCGGCGGCGACGAAGAAGGAGUGGGAGGAGACGGCGGCGCACUAGUCCUCCGCACAUGCCGGCCCCGGGCGGGGGGCCACCCCCAGGCCUCGCUCCCUCCUACCGCCGCUGAGCUCGGCCAGCCCCAGCACGCUGCCCGGCCGCCCGGAGGCCUCGUCCUCCUCCCAAACUUUGCAAAGUCGGCCCGCGUCCACGCCGCCUUCGGCCGCGCCUCGGCUCCGAGGCUUGCCUCGCAGCCGCAGCGGCCCCGCGAGGAGGAGGAGGAGCCGCCGCUGCCGCCGCAUCAAAGAGACCGAAUUCCCGCGGCCUGGGGGGGAGUCAUGCUUUGCGGUUUGUAAUGUCAGCGGAACAGGAGAAGGAUCCCAUUUCGCUGAAGAGAGUUCGAGGUGGUGAUAGUGGACUGGAUGGGUUAGGAGGACCAGGUGUACAACUUGGAAGCCCAGAUAAGAAAAAAAGAAAGACAAAUACACAGGGGCCUUCUUUUCCUCCACUGUCUGAGUAUGCUCCACCACCGAAUCCAAACUCUGACCAUCUAGUGGCUGCUAAUCCGUUUGAUGACAACUAUAAUACUAUCUCCUAUAAACCACUACCUUCAUCAAAUCCAUAUCUUGGCCCUGGUUAUCCUGGUUUUGGAGGAUAUAGCACAUUCAGAAUGCCACCUCAUGUUCCUCCAAGAAUGUCUGCCCCAUACUGUGGUCCUUACUCACUCAGGAAUCAGCCACACCCAUUUCCUCAGAAUCCUCUGGGCAUGGGUUUUAAUCGGCCUCAUGCUUUUAACUUUGGGCCACAUGAUAAUUCUAGUUUUGGAAAUCCAUCUUAUAAUAAUGCACUAAGUCAGAAUGUUAAUAUACCUAAUCAACAUUUCAGACAAAAUCCUGCUGAAAACUUCAAUCAGAUUCCUCCACAGAAUGCUGGCCAGGUAUCUAAUUCUGACUUGGCAUCUAAUUUUGUCCCUGGAAAUAAUUCAAAUUUUACUUCUCCACUAGAAUCUAAUCAUUCUUUUAUUCCUCCCCCAAAUACUUUUGGUCAAGCAAAAGCACCACCCCCAAAAUCAGACUUUAAUCAAGGAGCAACCAAAAACACUAAUCAAAAUUCCUCUGCUCAUCCACCUCACUUAAAUAUGGAUGACACAGUGAAUCAGAGUAAUAUUGAAUUAAAAAACGUUAAUAGAAACAAUGCAGUAAAUCAAGAAAAUAGCCGUUCAAGUAGCACUGAAGCUACAAACAACAGCCAUGCGAAUGGGACACAGAAUAAGCCACGACAACCUAGAGGUGCAGCAGACACGUGCACCACUGAAAAAAGCAAUAAAUCCUCUCUCCACCCAAGCCGUCAUGGCCAUUCUUCUUCUGACCCAGUGUAUCCUUGUGGAAUUUGUACAAAUGAAGUGAAUGAUGAUCAGGAUGCCAUCUUAUGUGAAGCAUCUUGUCAGAAAUGGUUUCAUCGGAUCUGCACUGGAAUGACUGAAACAGCUUAUGGCCUGCUAACAGCAGAAGCAUCAGCAGUAUGGGGCUGUGAUACUUGUAUGGCUGAGAAAGAUGUCCAGUUAAUGCGCACUAGAGAAACUUUUGGUCCACCUGCAGUGGGCAGUGAUGCUUAAUCACAGGCAUUAACUGAAGUGGGGUUUUCUCCCCUUGUGUAUUACAAAGGUUCAGUGACACAGGAUUUUAAAUGUUUUACAAUAUUUUUUUAAAUGCACAUGCAAAAAGAUUACUUUUUUUUUACUACUAUUCCACUUCAUUACUAGUGCAAAUUUUGUAGUCUUCAUUUGCUAUCUUAAAUGAGAGUAAUGUAUAUGAGGGUGCUUUAGAAAGUACUAUAUAAGUAAAUGCUAGUUGUUCCUAUUCAUAAAAGCCUCUUGAAGUUUCAAAAUAAUAUAUAGCAAAUGUAGGCAAGUUUUGACUUUUAAAAGUUAGCACCAUUGAAGAGUGUGUAUUUCAGUGCUGAACUUGGGCGAUUCCAUAUUGAACAUUUAUUUCAAAAACUUUUUCAAGGAUUCAUUUAACAUGUUUUCAGAAAAAAAAUAUGUGUAGCUAUCACAUGGAAGAAAAUAUACAUUUUAAUAGAUGUUUUUAAAAAUAACAAAGUAUGACACCAUAUUGCUCCCUGACUAGGGUCCUUGAAAUUAGUGACUUUCAUAUUUAAAUCCAGUCUCUUCAGGAUAUCUGUUUAUACAGAUAUGAGACUAGUGUUAGCCAAUAGUAGAUGCUCAGUAUGUAUUUGUUGAUUAACUUGUGAAUUGUACCACAUGAAAUUGCUAAUAUUAGAUCAGUUGAAAAUUGACUUCAAUUACUAGAGUUGACAAAGUAUGUUAUUAGUUGUGCUAUGUAGAACUGUAACAGUAUUAGGCUUUUCUUCAUUUUAUUUGAUUGUUGGUUGUUUUGUUACUGUUUUCCAGAGAAAUAAAUAAUAUAGUAGUCUCAGGAGAAUUGUGAACACUUUUAAAAACAUGAUUCCAAUCUGGAAUAUACUGCAAAUGAGAUGGGUAGAAACAUAAAUUUGGCUUUAGAGCACUCUGCGGGCUAAAAAACAACUCACUGACAGUUUGAAAAAUCUUGUUCUGGGGAGGUGAAUUAAAAACUGAGCCUUAAGGGAGAUCAAAAUUCAUUUUAAGCAAAGGUCAGUUUAAUAGCUAAGGUGUAAGCUAACUUACAAACAACAAUUUAAGGCCUUACAGCAAUUUUGCUGUGACUGGGGAAAGUAUAAAAAUGGACCUGAGUGUGUCCUCUUAAGAGAUGAUAAAGAAUGGAAACAGCUGGAGGUGAACUAGUUAAGAUUCAAAACAUCAGAAAUCCACUUGUGGGAGUGGAUCAUAACCUGUGACCAAAAAAACUCCAGGAUACUAUAUGACAUUUGAUAGCAAUUUAUACAAUGGUUAGAUGUCAUUGAGGCUCCCAAACCUGCGCCAUCUUCAUCGGGACCAAAAAAGUUCUGAAGACCAUGUGGUAAUCUGAAAGGGGUAAUUAAUCACUACUAUUUAAACCCUGAUGAACAAUAACAGCAGCAUAUUGACAAGAAGCUAAAAUUAGGCCUGAAAAAUCUGACUUAGAAAAUAUCUUUUGGUUAAUAGCCCAAUUAA